Malassezia globosa CBS 7966 is the source of this 1389-nucleotide messenger RNA. RefSeq lists its product as uncharacterized. Gene Ontology annotation, molecular function: hydroxymethylglutaryl-CoA synthase activity. Gene Ontology annotation, biological process: acetyl-CoA metabolic process; ergosterol biosynthetic process. The transcript has 2 exons. The record is from RefSeq and is a predicted model, not a curated record. NCBI's taxonomy places the organism in Eukaryota, Fungi, Basidiomycota, Malasseziomycetes, Malasseziales, Malasseziaceae. The coding region runs from base 1 to 1389 and encodes 462 amino acids.
AUGGACAGGCCAACAAACAUUGGUAUCAAGGCGAUAGAAGUGUAUUUCCCAAAGCGCUGUAUUUCUGAGGAUGAGCUCGAGGACUUUGACGGAGCGUCCAAGGGCAAGUAUACGAUCGGCUUCGGUCAGCAGUACAUGGCAUUCACCGAUGACCGUGAGGACAUCAAUUCAUUUGCGUUGACAGUUGUGUCGGCUUUGCUUGAGAAGUACAAGAUUGAUCCAAAGUCGAUUGGUCGGCUCGACGUUGGCACAGAGACAAUCAUAGACAAGUCCAAGAGUGUGAAGACGGUGCUGAUGGACUUGUUUGAGAGCCAUGGCAACACUGACAUUGAGGGCAUCGACUCAAAGAAUGCAUGCUAUGGAGGCACAGCAGCGUUGUUCAACGCUGUCAACUGGAUGGAGAGUAGUAGCUGGGACGGUCGCGAUGCGAUUGUGUUUGCUGGCGACAUUGCUAUAUACGCCGAAGGCAGUGCACGACCUGUGGGUGGUGCGGGUGCUGUUGCAAUGCUGGUUGGACCAGACGCGCCGCUUGUGCUGGAGCCGAUUCAUGGCACUCACAUGUCGAACAAGUGGGACUUCUACAAGCCAGACCUGUCGUCAGAGUAUCCGCAGGUUGAUGGCCCUGAAACGCUGUAUGCAUAUCUUGGAUCCAUCGAUGCCGCGUAUGACGCAUUCCGUCUCAAGUAUGGUCAUUUGGCUGAGAAGAAAGGCCUACCCCAACAACCGAGCAAAACGUCUUCUGACCCACGUGCAUGCUUCUCGAUCGACCAUGUCGACUACGCGGUGCUGCACAGUCCGUACGCCAAGCUUGUACAGAAGGGAUUCGCACGCUUCCUCUUUAAUGACUUCCUUGCGGACCCUGCCAAUGAGAAAUUCGCCUCUAUUCCCUCGGAGCUGAAGGAUGUGGAUCGACAUCAGAGCAUUAUGAACAAGGACAUUGAGAAGACGUUCACGGCGCAUGGGAAGGCAGCCAUGGCAAGCAAGCUGGAUCCCGGUAUGACGACGGUCCGUCGUUGUGGUAACAUGUACUCGGGUUCAUUGUACGGAGGCCUUGCGUCUGUGAUUGCCAACACGAAUGAUGCGGACUUGAAGGGCAAGCGUCUCUUGAUGUAUUCGUUUGGCUCCGGCUCUGCUGCUUCUGUGUACUUGAUCCGCGUUGUUGGAUCGACAGAACACAUGCGCCGCGCUCUUGAUCUGUCAGCACGUCUCGAGAGCAUGCACGUCGUCCCAUGCACCGUGUAUGUCGAUGCUCUGCAAACGCGCGAAAAAACGCACAAUGCCGUCGAGUACGAGCCUAAAGGCAGCUUGGAGGACCUGUGGCCCAAGUCGUAUUAUCUGAACAAUGUGGAUACCAAGUUCCGUCGCUUUUACAAGAGGCACUCUGCAUAA